AUGAGAGGACACUGGGUAACAACAUUAAUAUUAUGUCGUAUAGAACAAACCUUGGACGAAGGCAGCAGCAGGCAGCUCUGCAGCAGCAGCAGCUCUGCAGCAGCUCUUGCAGCUCUGGCAGCAGCAGCAGCAGCUCUGCAGCAGCAGCAGCAGCAGCUCUGCAGCAUCAGCAGCAGCAGCCUCUGCAGCAGCAGCAGCUCUGCAGCAUCUACGCAGCAGCAGCUUCUGCAGCAGCAGCAGCAGCAGCUCUGCAGCAGCAGCAGCAGCAGCAGCAGCAGCUCUGCAGCACGCAGCAGCAGCAGCUCUGCAGCAGCAGCAGCAGCAAGCCUCUGCAGCAGCAGCAGCAGCAGCCUCUGCAGCAGAAGCUCUGCAGCAGCUCUGCAGCAGCAGCUCUGCAGCAGCAGCUCGCAGCAAGAGCAGCUCUGCAGCAGCAGCUCUGACAGCAGCAGCUCUGCAGCAGCAGCAGCAGCAGCUCUGCAGCAGCAGCAGCUCUGCAGCAGCAGCUCUGCAGCAGCAGCUCUGCAGCAGCAGCUCUGCAGCAGCAGCUCUGCAGCAGCAGCAGCAGCAGCUCUGCAGCAGCAGCUCCUUGCAGCAGCAGCAGCAGCAGCUCUGCAGCAGAAGGCUCUGCAGCAGCAGCUCGCAGCAGCAGCAGCUCUGCAGCAGCAGCAGCUCUGCAGCAGCAGCAGCAGCAGCUCUGCAGCAGGCAGCUCUGGAGCAGCAGCAUCGCUGCAGCAGAGGAGCAGCAGCUCUGCAGCAGCAGCAGCAGGCUCUGCAGCGCGAGCUCUGCAGCAGCAGCAGCCCAGCAGCUCUGCAGAGCAAGCAGCAGCAGCUCUGCAGCAGCAGCAGCAGCAGCUCUGCAGCAGCAGCAGCAGCAGCAGCAAGCAGCAGGGCAGCAGUUGCAGCAGCAGCAGCAGCAGCAGAGCUCUGCAGCAGCAGCAGCAGCAAGCAGCAGCAGCUCGCAGCAGCAGCAGCAGCAGCUCUGCAGCAGAGCUGCAGCAGAGCAGCUCUUUGCAGCAGCAGCAGCUUGCAGCAGCAGCAGCUCUGCAGCAGCAGCAGCAGCAGCCAGCUCUGCAGCAGCAGCGCAGCAGCAGCUCCUGCAGCAGCAGCAGCAGCAGCUCUGCAGCAGCAGCAGCUCUGCAGCAGCAGCAGCAGCAGCUCUCAGCUCUGCAGCAGCAGCAGCUCUGCAGCAGCAGCAGCAGCAGCUCUGCAGCAGCAGCAGCUCUGCAGCAGCAGCAAGGCAGCAGCUCUGCAGCAGCAGCAGCAGCAAGCAGCAGCAGCUCCUGCAGCAGCAGCAGCAGCAGCAAGCAGCAGCAGCAGCAGCAGCAGCAGCAGCUCUUGCAGCAGCAGCAGCAGCAGCUCUGCAGCGGCAGCAGCUCUUGCAGCAGCAGCGCAGCCAGGCUCGCAGCAGCAGCAGCAGCAGCAGCAGCUUGCAGCAGCAGAGCAGCAGCAGCAGCAGCUCUGCAGCAGCAGCAGCAGCAGCUCUGCAGCAGCAGCAGCAGCAGCUCUGCAGCAGCAUGCAGCAGCAGCAGCAGCAGCAGUAGUAGUAGUAGUAGUAGUAGUAGUAUUAAUAGCAAAUAUGUCUAA
This is a messenger RNA of Macrobrachium nipponense, 1584 nucleotides long. RefSeq lists its product as uncharacterized. The record is from RefSeq and is a predicted model, not a curated record. The transcript has 3 exons. The coding region runs from base 1 to 1584 and encodes 527 amino acids. Lineage: Eukaryota; Metazoa; Arthropoda; Malacostraca; Decapoda; Palaemonidae.